UAAAGGUAGCGGCUGAAGCAGAGUAAACAGCCAGUGUAGGCUUAUCUUGACCUGAAACUAUGAAGUAUCCUCUGGUUCCUUUGGUGAAUGAUUUGACCUUUCCUCUUCUCUUUUUUUGGUUUUGUUUGCCAUUUGGGUUGUUGUUGAUCCUACUAAUUAUCUGGCUUCAUAUUUUACUCAGUGAAGCCCAGUUGCCGCGUGCCAAAGAAAUAAAGAAGCCAUCUUCUGAUCAGUCUGAUGACAAUGCAGAGCCUAAAUCUGAGAAUGAGUACCGAGGGGAUAAAAGCCAGAGUGAGAUGCCAUCUACGGAGUUCCAAAAGGAGAAGUGGAUGAAGGCCACUCUGAGGCCCAAGCCGGCUUAUCUGAGUUCAAAACCAAGAGUCCAAAGGAAAGGCCUCUUGACUGCAAUCUUGGAGAUUCUGUCCUGGGCCCAGGGGACAAGGCCAUAUUGCUUUGAGAAGAAUGCCCUGUAUAAUACUGUAACGCUAUUGUGCUCCCUGCUUCUUUCUCUCACCUGGAACUUUGUCUGCCAAUUGCUUGAGAUCUCUAACAUCCUGACGAUUCAACAACUACCAUCAUCUCUAGUUACCUACACAGCUCAUCUUUUCACCCUGCUGAGAGAAAAGAUUGUGAAAAUCUUGGAUUCCCUGAAAUUAGAGAUCGGAGGGCUGUCUGCUUCAGUCAUUGGGAGGAGAUAUGAGAAAACUGAAGCAAAGUGAGACAGCAAAGUACAUCGUGGAUCCAAACUGGAGAACUACACUGGUGUGCAAAUAAAACAGUGGGGGAUGUUUCCCCCAGCUGUAACUUUUUCAUUGUCUGAGAGCUGUUAGUGUGGAGCAGAGGUUUAGCAAUUCUUUAAUCUUGACUAUGUGUUCCUUUGGGGGUUUUUUAAUCAGGAUUCUGGUGGAUUAGCAUCUAUGUACACAUCACAAGUGGCUUCCAUGUGGGUAAUAUCAAUAUACCAAGUACUGUCAGUUGAAGUGACACCUCUUGCCAGCACCAGCCUCUCCUUUCAAACAAUUAAGGCAAUUAAUAUUCAUUGAUAUUCAAGUACCAUAAUCCAUUCAGCCCAUUGUUUAUCUUGUUUCUGACUAAUAAAAUCCCAACUAUUGGAGAUUACGACAUCUGGUUCUCAGCUCCCGAGAAAAAAAACAAACAUACCUUAGAUUACUAAUGGCUUAAUUGCUGCACAAUAUACUGACACAUUGGGCACAAGAUUUCUCCUUUCCUGUCCAAUGUUCCUGGCACAUCUAUUUUAAGCACUUACCAUCUCAUGUGCUGCCCGGUUGGAAAUGGAGACACUGGUUUGUGCUCUAUGGGACUACUUGAUAGUCACAUUAUGAUCAGAAGGGUCACUGAUGGUGCAUGUUGUCUUCUCCUGAGACUUUCAAAAACCAGAUACUGCAUUUUCUGGGACUUCUCUGGUUGCUAGAUUCUAAAUAAAGUGGGCUGCAAAUUGCACGAGAAUGAAUAAAUGGUUUAUUUAAAAAGAGGGCUAAUUAAAAUUGCCCUUGUAUCCACACCUGGAAGGCGAAUACAGGGCUGGGAUAGUUCUCCUUUUAGAAUGCUUCUAGGAGAGUAAGUAAAACAUAUUACCUCAAGUCUGACCAUGCUAAAUCAGCACAGUUGCAGUGGGACAAGUGACUGGAAGGUGGUGUGUUCUCUCUCCCUAGUUCACAAUGGUGUGAAUGUACUAGUCACUGGCUUGGCAGGUGUCUGACACCACACUUUCAGGAAGAUGGGCCAGUUUAAAUAUUUAAGAGAGCUGCUGGUGG
Pelodiscus sinensis (Chinese soft-shelled turtle) is the source of this 1775-nucleotide messenger RNA. It is a transcript of the gene ADIG, whose product is annotated as adipogenin. Gene Ontology annotation, biological process: fat cell differentiation. Lineage: Eukaryota; Metazoa; Chordata; Testudines; Trionychidae. The record is from RefSeq and is a predicted model, not a curated record.